Saimiri boliviensis boliviensis (Bolivian squirrel monkey) is the source of this 1002-nucleotide messenger RNA. Its product is annotated as olfactory receptor 2AG1. Gene Ontology annotation, molecular function: olfactory receptor activity; G protein-coupled receptor activity. NCBI's taxonomy places the organism in Eukaryota, Metazoa, Chordata, Mammalia, Primates, Cebidae. The record is from RefSeq and is a predicted model, not a curated record. Gene Ontology annotation, cellular component: membrane. Gene Ontology annotation, biological process: G protein-coupled receptor signaling pathway.
UCUUGUUCUAGGUAAUGAAAGAAGCCACAGCAUGGAGCUCUGGAACUCCACCUUGGGAAGUGCCUUCAUCUUGGUGGGAAUUCUGAAUGACAGUGCGUCUCCUGAAGUGGUCUGUGCUACAAUUACUGUCCUAUACAUGUUGGCCUUGACCAGCAAUGGCCUGCUGCUCCUGGCCAUUACAUUGGAAACCCGGCUCCACGUGCCCAUGUACCUCCUGCUUGGGCAGCUCUCUCUGAUGGACCUUCUGUUCACAUCUGUUGUCACUCCCAAGGCCCUUGCAGACUUUCUGCGCAGAGUAAACACCAUCUCCUUUGGAGGCUGUGCCCUUCAGAUGUUCCUGGCACUGACAAUGGGUGGCGCUGAGGACCUCCUACUGGCCUUCAUGGCCUAUGACAGGUAUGUGGCCAUUUGUCAUCCUCUGAAAUACAUGACCUUCAUGAGCCCAAGAGUCUGCUGGCUCAUGGUGGCCACAUCCUGGAUCCUGGCAUCCCUAAGUGCCCUAGUAUAUACCCUGUAUACCAUGCACUAUCCCUUCUGCAGAGCCCAGAAGAUCAGGCAUCUGCUCUGUGAGAUCCUACCCUUGUUGAAGUUGGCCUGUGCUGAUACCUCCAGAUAUGAGCUCAUGGUAUAUGUGAUGGGUGUGACUUUCCUGAUUCCCUCUCUUGCUGCUAUACUGGCCUCCUACACACUAAUCUUAUUCACUGUGCUCCAUAUGCCAUCAAAUGAGGGGAGGAAGAAAGCCCUUGUCACCUGCUCUUCCCACCUGACUGUGGUUGGGAUGUUCUAUGGAGCUGCCACAUUCAUGUAUGUCUUGCCCAGUUCCUUCCACAAUCCCAAACAAGACAACAUCAUAUCUGUUUUCUACACGAUUGUCACUCCAGCCUUGAAUCCCCUCAUCUACAGCCUGAGAAAUAAGGAAGUCAUGGGGGCCUUGAGGAGGGUCCUGGGAAAAUACAUGCUGCUGGCACACUCCACGCUCUAGGGAGAUCUCCUGGCUACCUU